CGCGGGGGGCUGCGUGAUGUAAACGCGGAAAUAUUUUUGUGCACCUGCGGCAGAUGAGGGCGGCUGUUCGGGCAGUGAAACCAAGAGAUGUAUCCCAGCAGCUCCAGUAAAGACCAGCAGAAGUAGCAGACAGGAGGCGUGUGUGAUGACUCUGUAUCCGCUGCCUUCUUCGCUUUAGCGUCUCUGCAGCAUCAAGAUGCAGAUCCUGGUGGCCAAGCUGCUUGGCCUGCUGGGCUUGUUCGGCCUUAUGCUGGCUGGUGUGCUGGUCCCAGUGCGCCUACUGCUCGUUGACUAUGACAAAGCACAGAGAUACAGGAGGCCAUUGUCUCUGUGUAAUUCAUUUGGAGGAGGUGUGUUCCUUGCAACAUGCUUCAAUGCUCUGCUUCCUGCUGUCAGAGACAAGGUGAGCGACGUGUUCAAGCAGCUACAGAUCAGCAGCGAUUAUCCUCUGGCUGAGACAAUGAUGAUGCUCGGCUUCUUCCUCACUGUCUUCAUAGAGCAGGCCAUCCUCACCUUCAGGAAGGAAAAGCCAUCCUUCAUUGACCUCGAGACUUUCAAUGCCGGCGGCUCCGAGGCUGGCAGCGACUCUGAGUAUGAUACUCCUUUCAUCUCCUCAGCACGGGGCUCACCGAGCAAUGGCGGUCGCCACUCCCAUGGACACCACCACGGACACUUCAACCCAGCUGAGCUGGCGGGGGCGGGGCCUCUGCGGCUGGCCAGCUUGGUCCUGGCUCUGUCUGCACACUCUGCAUUCGAGGGCCUGGCACUCGGCCUGCAGGAGGACGGGGCCAAACUGGGCAGCCUCUUUCUGGGCGUGGCCGUACAUGAGACACUGGCAGCCAUCGCCCUCGGGGUGAGCGUAGCCAAGGCAUCUCUUGGCAUGAAGGACGCCACCAAGCUGGGUGUCACAGUCAGCAUGAUGAUUCCGCUGGGCAUGGUGGUGGGAAUGGGCAUCGAGUCAGUUCAGACACUGGCGGGCAGCAUAGUGUCGGUGGUGCUGCAGGGACUCGCAGCCGGAACCUUCCUCUUUGUUACCUUCUUUGAGAUCCUCACCCGAGAGCUGGAGGAGAAACAGGACCGGCUUCUCAAAGUGCUCUUCCUCAUCAUCGGCUAUGCCGCACUCGCUGCACUUGUCUUCAUCAAGUGGUGACAGACGGGAAGUGAACAGACAUGCAGUGAUGCCAAACAAUGCCAAGCAAACGCUUUAGUGAAGAAUUCAGCUGUGGGAGGCGGGAACAUGUGGUGUUUUUCAGCAUCAUCAACAGUGACUGUGGCAUUUUAAACAGAAAAUUAUUCUUCUUAAAGUCAAAUCUUUACACGUUCGAGGCCCCUGAAGGACAGAUGUUGAUUUAUUUAACAGACGCUAUAAGGACACUUUAGAUGUCCUCACAGCUUCUUUAUAGUUUAGAAUAAAAAUCAUUUUUGACGUUUAUACGCUGCUUAGAGAUGCUAAACUGGGGGCUUAAAUAGUUUUUAACUUAUUUUGAUAAACUUGACCGUUAUAGUGACUGAAUCCACAUUAAAACUGUGCAGUGGUGUUGCAGGUUUAAGGUGGCGACUGCUAUGUAGGGCCAGGCAGACAUGAGGUGUGAUCAAAACGUUCCAGGAAUAGGCCUCUGAAAAUCAAAAGCUUUAACUGAUUUAACUUUCCCAUUUAAGGUCAUCUUCUUGGGGACCUCUAGACCAUUGUCAGGACACCUGCUAUUUUUAGGUCACUUCACCUGCUAAGUCCCAUUGUUCUAAGCUUCCUCUGUCUCCUUCAGUGUCUCAAAGUGAUUCUUAAACUGUUUUUAAUUUGUGGGAAACUGCAAAGUGGUGAAAAUGCACGUGAUCUUCCGAUUCUCUCCUGGCUCCUUCGGACUUGGACGCUGUGGACUCGCCCACUGAAAACUGCUCGGUCAUAGUUCCAGCUGUAAUCUCGCACCAUGAUCCCCUGUCAAAUUUGGGUCAGUUUGAAACAGAAGUUGAUGUUUGCGAAUCACAGAGCACGCAGCGCGUGUGGUCAGAGCAGGGGUUUCAGGAAGAGGUCUUAAAAUGGCUGUCAUGCUGCAUGUGUCUGAGAAGAUAACACUGAGCAAGAGAUUUGGCUAAAUUUAAAUCUGGAAAGUUUUUUUUGUUUGUUUUUAAUGGACCUGUUUUUAUGAACUUUUUGUUCACACCUCAUAAAGCAGCUGGUGAUAUCAGACCUCUCAGGAUUCUGCCUCACUGAUGCCGCUUCUGACGUCUUGCAUCUUCUCAGUUUUAGUGUAUUUGUUUUAACGUGCAUUCAGGACUAAACAUGGGUUCAAACAGUUUCCUUCGUUAAAGACAGGAGUGGCACUUAGGUAUAAAAUACUACAUUCCAAUCUCCAAGUGAAGUUGAAUCCUGCUGUCCGCAAGUGGCGAAAAUGUUUGUCCUCCAUUUCUUAUUGUCUGUAGCGUCAGGAAAACCUCAGCUGAUAAGCUUUUGCAACUUAGUGUGAAGUGAAUUUUUCACUAAAGUUUCGUGGACAUUCAGGUUUCCACAGAGUCUGGUGUGAAGUUCUGUUAGUACACGUUUGGUGCGAACCACUUCAGAGAAUGCAGGGGUCCUGAAACUAAACAAUCAGGCAAAACAUGAAGUAAAACUUUUCUUUUCUUUUUUUAGGAGUGAAAAAGGUGUUUGCUCAUGCUCUGCACUGACCUUUAUUUUACUAAAAUGCAGCUUCUAUCCUUUAUUGUUGAUCAUCAGUAGAUUGGGACAUGAUUGGUUUUUUUUGUUUUUUUUUCAUACUCUGAAGUGGGGCCUGCCAGAAAAAGUGAGAACUACUGCUGCUGAGAUUCUGGUUCCACAGGGUUAGGGUUAGGGUAUCUUUACCUGUUUUUGUUUAUCUCAUAAUUCAUACAAGUGGAGUGGAGACAAAAUUCCAAAUGUUGGACUGACUCUGGAAGUCAACAGAAUGACAGAGGUGCAGUAUCGGGGGCAUUUAUUUAUGCCAAACAAGUCUAAAAGUUUAAAUAUUUACUAUUUAUCUACAGGCUUUGAGAACUCCUCAGCAAACUACGUUUUUUUGAAACUUUCGCUUAGAGGACUCAGACCUGGAAUCAGACUUUACUGUCUGUGAACCCGGCCCCGUCCCUCAGCCUACAUGUCAGAGCUGUGAACCAAAGGUGAAUCCCAGAUUUUUUUCUGUCUGUAUGUUUACGCUCUUCAGUUGCUCUUUUACUCAGACUUGUUUUUAUAAACCUGCUGUUUUCUUCGAAAUCUCCACACAAACACUCCGGAGCCUUUGUUUCCCUGUGUGUUCAUAGUGAGACCUGGUUCAGUUUGUAUUUAUGAAGGUUUUUGUCAUCUUGUCAUUCGUAUGUCACAUUUUUUUGAAAGAGAGUGUGUGUGUGUGUUAGUUGGAAAUAAACUAAUAAACUGAUUAUCUGAUACAUC
Archocentrus centrarchus (flier cichlid) is the source of this 3400-nucleotide messenger RNA. Its product is annotated as zinc transporter ZIP3. The transcript is spliced from 3 exons. NCBI's taxonomy places the organism in Eukaryota, Metazoa, Chordata, Actinopteri, Cichliformes, Cichlidae. The coding region runs from base 197 to 1150 and encodes 317 amino acids. The record is from RefSeq and is a predicted model, not a curated record. Gene Ontology annotation, cellular component: plasma membrane. Gene Ontology annotation, biological process: zinc ion transmembrane transport. Gene Ontology annotation, molecular function: zinc ion transmembrane transporter activity.